Callorhinchus milii (elephant shark) is the source of this 662-nucleotide messenger RNA. RefSeq names its product mitochondrial ribosomal protein L53 (gene mrpl53). The record is from RefSeq and is a predicted model, not a curated record. NCBI's taxonomy places the organism in Eukaryota, Metazoa, Chordata, Chondrichthyes, Chimaeriformes, Callorhinchidae. Bases 27 to 350 code for a protein of 107 amino acids. Gene Ontology annotation, cellular component: mitochondrial large ribosomal subunit. The transcript has 3 exons.
GCCGCCGGCAGCGCAGGCGGGGAAACAUGGCGGCCGGGCGGCGGGUGGCGCUCAGAGCGGUCAGGGACGUCACCGUGCGGUUCUGUCCCUUCGACGGCAACGUGCGGUCAGUCAGAGAAUUUCUUGCUGCAAUAGGAACCGAAAAGGCACGCCUAACCAAUUCCAACUGUCAGAUUGUAGCAGAUGUAAGACAUGAUACGUCAGAGCCCGUUGUAAAUGUCACUUUCAAUGAUGGAGAGAAAUUAACAAUGAAAGGAACAAAUUUGACCUUCAAGGAGCUGAUAUCAUUUUUCAGUGAGCGGUGCGCUAUGAAAGACCCACAAGCACAAGAAACAAUGGUCUCAAAGUAAUAGUUCUGCACUUAUAAAAAAAAUUAUGUUGUGUAUUUAUGCACAUGUAACACAUGAAGUCCGUUCUGCACAUCGAUUGGAAGAGUUGAAUGAACCUCACAUUUAUAAACAAAUUGUUCACUUGCAGAGGAGGUUAGCUGUCCAGCACCUCAUUCAACAUUCAGCCGUAUUUUAUUUUCAAUAAUAUUUUCUUUGUGGACUGUGACCUGUGUCAAUGCUGUAUGCAGUAUCCUAGAUAUUUUGUCAAUAUGCACCAUUGUGCAUUCAAACUUACUGUAUCAUAUGAACCAUAUUAAAAUAGGCAAUAAACAA